Aphis gossypii (cotton aphid) is the source of this 2173-nucleotide messenger RNA. RefSeq names its product serine/threonine-protein phosphatase 4 regulatory subunit 2 (gene PPP4R2r). Gene Ontology annotation, cellular component: nucleus; protein phosphatase 4 complex; cytoplasm. Gene Ontology annotation, molecular function: protein phosphatase regulator activity. NCBI's taxonomy places the organism in Eukaryota, Metazoa, Arthropoda, Insecta, Hemiptera, Aphididae. The coding region runs from base 498 to 1916 and encodes 472 amino acids. Gene Ontology annotation, biological process: protein dephosphorylation. The record is from RefSeq and is a predicted model, not a curated record. The transcript has a single exon.
UGCGCCGAUUGUACGAUAUUUCGUUCAAAUCGAGAUCGUACCAGUGUACAUUUACCAUUUGGCAUUUUAGCCGUGGCUAUUGUUGUUUUUUUUUUUAUCGAGAAAUCAUAGUUUGCCGCCGUUGAGUUAACACUCGGCUCGGCACUGUUCCAUGACGCGAGCGCAUGCGCACUACGACAGUUGUGUAGUUUCCUUAUCUGUUUUCGUUUCGACUUCCGAGCAUUUCAGACAUUUCUACAGUACCAGCGCACGGCGACUGAUUUGUUUACGGUUUUUGUUAUUACAUUUACAACCGCAUUAAUAACAUUUAGAUAAUAUACAUUAUUGAUUUAUUAUUAUUAUUGUUUGACGUUCGCUUUGUGUUUCGAGUUUUGGUGUGGUUUGUCAACGAACGACCGGACCUAGGUGGAACGUAAAGAAAACGCAAAAGACGACGGACACACACAAGUUGGUUCCGUACGCUUAAUGUUACUACCGUCCAGUGUCCGCACUUUGCAAUGAUUGAGAACGCGGAACUGGUCAUGCAAAUGCUGGAGAUGUACCAGAUGUACAAGCAACAGGUUCCUGUGGAACUGGAAGAGUACUUAAGGUACGUCGCUAAGACCGGCAACACACUAUUUCAGUGGACGCUGGUUAAGCCGUUCAUCCGUGAAAAGAUAAUGAACGUCAUUGCCGAGUUUGCAGAACAGUCUUCAUUGUCUGAAAUACCGCCAUACCCAAAUGUCGACCCGUUCAACUACGAAGCCAUGAAAACUAUGUUGUUGGAGCGUUUUGACACUUUUAAUGGUCCUCCGUUCACUAUACAGAGGCUUUGUGAGCUAUUGUCUUGCCCAAGAAAGGAGUACAACCGUGUUGACAAAUUCAUGCGCGCCGUAGAAAAGAACAUAUUGGUCGUCAGUACUUGCGAGUUGAGACCUAAGCGAGAAGAGCCCAUUGUCAAUGGUGUCCCAGACCGAUGGGAAAAUGGUAAAGAGUCUGAUAUAAAUAUGGACUUAGUUGAUAAAAAUAAUGUUAUUGCAGAUGUAAGUGUCCUAAAUGGUAAUGAUACAGUUGAAAGUCUUCUGAACGAACUAGAAUCUAUGAAAACACCUGAAACCAAACUGGAUGAAUCAAAAACAGAACAUAAAGAACAUCUUGUAGCACAAGUUACUGAUGAAGUUGAAUCUAAUAUUACACUUGAAGAAUCCAAACAAGAUACUCCAAUAUUAAUCACCCAAGAUACACCUCAGACACUGAUUACAGAUUCUAUAGAAGUUGUAGAACCAGUUGAUAUUGAUGUCUCACCAAAAGAGCUAAGCUCUGAAAUCUGUGAAGUUCAACCUAUUGAAGAAAAAGAACAAAUUGUAAAAGAUCCAGUUGAUGAGCUCAAGGAUUUAUCUCAUGAUAUAGAGCCUGAAACUGUCAAGCCGAAAACUGAAGAGCCAAUUAUUGAAAGUAAUAAAUUGGAUCAUUUGGAAUUAAUACCAACAGAUGUAGAUCGAGUUGAAGGUUCAAUUAUUCAUCAAACCCCAGAUUCUGAUAGUAAAGUAGAAUUAGAAUUAGAAGUUUCACAACCAGCAGUUGUGUUGGGAAAAUCAGACGAAGAUCCUGAAUGUAUGGAUGUACAGGUCGAAAACAUAUCCAAAAGUAUGGAAUCAGAAGUGUUAAGUGUUAAUGUACAAGACGAAUGUAAAAAACCUACAGAAAUUCAAAAUGAUAAACAACAAGUUGAUGAAUCUACUGUUGAUGCACCUACUGUAGACCCAAUUUCUACAGAUAUGGAGGUAGAACUAGAGAAGACAGAAAAUGACAUUAUCCUUGACGUCAUACCACAAGAAAAUGUUAAAGAAAAUGAAGACACCCCAUCAACAGAGCCUAAUACAAUUGUUGAAGAACCUCAGAUACAGGAUGAAAAUAAAUUGACUGAAAGUGAAUAGUCUUAGUAAAUAUUAGGCUUAAACGAAUAUAAUAUACAUUGACUGGUUAGGUUAAUAAUAAUGAAAUGUUAUCAAUUAGGUAAAAUUUAUGUAAAAUCUAAUGUUUAUAUGUACCUACGUGAUAAAUUCAGAAUAAGUUAUUUCAUUUACUGUAAAAAAUUAUUUGCAAAUAUUGCUAUUUUGAUUUAAUCAAUAAUCAAUAAUAUUUUUUCAUAUAUAAUUUUAAAUGAAUAAAAAUGUAGUACAUUUUGAACCAA